Messenger RNA from Darwinula stevensoni, 531 nucleotides. Lineage: Eukaryota; Metazoa; Arthropoda; Ostracoda; Podocopida; Darwinulidae. The record is from the annotation of a GenBank genome assembly.
AUGGCGCGGAAGUACGCCCUACUGGUGGUCGACAUGCAGGAACGCCUCCGAGGAAUGAUGGAGGCGAUGGGGAUCAUCCCGCGCGUGGUGAAGCUGGUGAAGCACUGCCACGAGAUGGGCGUGCCCGUCGUCUUCAUUCAGCACCACGACGUGAGCGGAUUGGGGUCGAAUGACCCCAUCGUCAAAGGGACCGAGGACUGGGAGCUGCUCCCGGAAAUGCAGGAAGUACUGGAUCCGGAAAAAGACAUCCGGGUCCAGGAUAAAACCAAACGCGACGCAUUCUUCAAGACGAAGUUGGAGGAGGAACUACGCUCGCGCGGCGUGAACGCCGUCGUGGUGGUCGGGGCCAUGACCAACCUCUGCUGCGAGACCACGGCCCGGUCCGCCUUCUGCAGGGACUUCGAUGUCGUGUUCCUCGAAGACGGUAAUGCGACGAUGGAUGCGAAGUACCACGAGGCGACCUUGCUCAAUCUGGGUGUGGGGUUUGCGAAGAUCAUGACGGCGGCUGAGUGCGAGAACAUCUUCCAAUAG